GUACUAUACUGCUAGCACUACUGAGUCAAAAACAUUUCUUUGUGGAGGAGCCGGAACUCCCUCUGCUCUAGUGCGCAUGUCUCGUUCUAUUAAUAUGGCGCAGUCCAUUUAACUACCUCUGAUGCGGAUCUGAGUAGCUGUCUACUGCGAACAAAAGUGAAUAACUUGCACAAGAAAGUAAAACUACACAAAGAAGUAGGGUAAAGUCGCAACUUUUUUCUAUAUCAAUUCGAGGCAAAUAGCAAAACCGUGGAAGAAGGGGGCCCAAACAAUACAUGUGUGCAAGCAGUAGGCAUUGUUUCAUUGAUUCUGCAACCCGGCGAUCAACUCGCGCCUGACUCACUGAAAAAUGGCCGCAACAACGUUUGAAAUGGAUGGAAGCAUAAUGGAGGGGGGAGGGCAGAUCCUUCGUGUGUCGACAGCAUUAAGUUGCAUCCAAGGCGCAUCUAUCAAAAUCAACAAUGUCAGGGCUGGAAGGAGUACCCCAGGUUUGAGGCCUCAACAUCUCUCAGGACUUGAGUUGGUCCGAGAUCUGUGCGCAGGUCAGCUUGAAGGGGGAGAAGUGGGAUCCACGGAAAUAACCUUAACAACUGGUAAAAUCAAGGGAGGAGACUACACAGCCGACACCAAAACUGCAGGGAGUGUAGUUCUGCUGAUGCAAGUAUCCCUGCCAUGUGUGCUGUUUGCAGACUCUCCUUCUGUGCUGUGUUUGAAAGGAGGAACUAAUGCUGAGAUGGCACCCCAGAUAGAUUACACCUUAACGGUGUUCAAGCCAAUGGUGGAAAGAUUUGGUGUAAAUUUUGACUGUGAUUUGAAGAUGAGAGGUUACUAUCCCAAGGGAGGUGGAGAAAUUAUUGUGAAAACAAACCCAGUGAAACAGCUUACUCCCGUUACCCUAACAGAGCGUGGCACCAUCACUAAGAUCUAUGGAAGAGCAUUUGUUGCAGGGGUACUGCCUCACAAGCUUGCAAAAGACAUGUCGGCAGCAGCUGUUCGAUACAUCAGGAAAGAGAUCAAAGACCUUUACAUUAAUAUCCAGGCUGUAAGGGAGAAGAAAGACGAGUCUUUUGGGAAUGGGAAUGGAAUCAUCCUCAUUGCAGAGUCUUCCACAGGCUGUGUUUUUGCUGCUUCUGCACUAGGGAAAAAGGGUGUCUAUGCUGAUAAGGUUGGGUGCGAAGCAGCUGAGAUGCUAUUGAGGAAUACAAGACACAACGGUUGUGUAGAUGAAUAUAUGCAGGACCAAAUGAUUAUCUUCAUGGCAUUAGCAAAUGGCACGUCAAGAAUAAGGACAGGUCCUCUAACACUCCACACCCAGACUGCCAUUCACGUUGCAGAACAGUUAACAAAGGCUAAAUUUACAGUUACCAAGGCAGAGGAUCAGGAUUCUAAUGAAGACACCCACAUAAUUGAGUGCCAAGGAACUGGGAUGACCAAUGCAAAUUUGUAGAUGAUUUCUAGAAUACUACAAUACUACUUUGAGUUGCGACAAAGCUUUCUUCCAAAGUCCGUUUGGAAAUGGACUAAAGUAGACGUUUAGGUUGUUUAAAAAUAUAAAUAAAAUAAAAAAUGUAAUUUAGUAGAUCCUUAUUUCCUGCCUUGUCUGUUUGCAUGAAAUGGAUUGAAAAAUGCAAGCAGCUGCAGUUGUAUAGUAAACCUGUUUUUGUUCACUGAUCUUUUCCACACACAUCCAACACGGAAUAGUGGACUGCUGUGUGUAAGUUGCUCAGGUGUUCACCUUACAAUAAAAUUAUGCUUUGAAUCGUG
Acipenser ruthenus (sterlet) is the source of this 1764-nucleotide messenger RNA. RefSeq names its product RNA 3'-terminal phosphate cyclase-like. The record is from RefSeq and is a predicted model, not a curated record. Gene Ontology annotation, biological process: RNA processing. Gene Ontology annotation, cellular component: nucleus. Gene Ontology annotation, molecular function: RNA-3'-phosphate cyclase activity. The transcript is spliced from 12 exons. NCBI's taxonomy places the organism in Eukaryota, Metazoa, Chordata, Actinopteri, Acipenseriformes, Acipenseridae. Bases 350 to 1447 code for a protein of 365 amino acids.